Molecule: messenger RNA, 1073 nt
Organism: Prunus avium (sweet cherry)
Lineage: Eukaryota; Viridiplantae; Streptophyta; Magnoliopsida; Rosales; Rosaceae
Gene: HCC2
Product: Thioredoxin superfamily protein
Biological process (GO): mitochondrial respiratory chain complex IV assembly
Source: RefSeq, a predicted model, not a curated record
UUUGAUAGCUUGUGCUAGUCAUACAAAACCCAAAUGGGUUUUGCUCAAAACAGCUAUUCACGGAAAACUCACCCAAGAAAUCUUCCUAGAAACCAUGCCCUUUUCUCGUUUUAUUUUCUUUUCGGCCAAACAACGCUCAAUAGAGGCUUUCAAUCUACUUCGGAGGUCUGGCCUCCCUAAGAGAAUUCAUUCUCGUAGUUAUGCAAAUUCAUCGAAAAGUGCAAACGGGAAGACAGAUAUUAGACCCCCGAUGACUGUAGAAACACCCCCGGCUUCUCGCUCUAGGGCUUCCUAUGUCAUUCCGGCUGCUGGUGUACUCUUCUUUGCUGGGUUGGCAACUUUCAUUCAUUAUAAUGAUGAGAGGAGAGUAACUUUAAAAGGUCAGGGUAACUGCCCAUGCGUAAACAAUGUCAGGGGCCCUAUAAUCGGUGGUCCCUUCACUUUAGUGGACAUGGAGAACCACACUCUCACUGAACGAAAUCUUUUAGGAAACUGGGUUCUUCUCUAUUUUGGAUAUACUUCUUCUCCUGAUGUUGGACCGGAACAACUCCAGAUGAUGGCCAAGGCCACAAACAUAUUAGAAUCAAGACAUAACCGUAAGAUUCUACCAGUAUUUGUUACACUUGAUCCACAACGUGAUACCCCUUCUCAUCUCCGUGCCUACCUUAAAGAGUUUGAAUCAAGGAUUGUAGGGUUAACAGGACCUGUAUCAGCUAUAAGGCAGAUGGCUCAGGAAUACCGUGCUUAUUUUAAGAAGGUUGAAGAAGAGGGCGAUGACUAUCUUGUUGAGUGUUCCCAUAACAUGUAUUUGAUGAAUCCAAACAUGGAAGUUGUGAGAUGCUUUGGUGUAGAGUACAAUGCAGAUGAACUGUCAGAAGCAAUCGUAAAGGAAGUGAAAGGAACCUCAACUGACAAGAGCUAUAAAGUUUUGUGAAGCGUAAUGGAGAUUUUUUCAUUCCACUUCCCCCGCCUGCCUCUCUCUCUCUCUCUCUCUCUCUCUCUCUCUCGCAUACACACGACAGAAUUCAAAUGUCACUCUUGACCAAGCAGUAGUUUAGAACUUUUGUAGAAUG